Molecule: messenger RNA, 7257 nt
Organism: Mesocestoides corti
Lineage: Eukaryota; Metazoa; Platyhelminthes; Cestoda; Cyclophyllidea; Mesocestoididae
Source: the annotation of a GenBank genome assembly
AUGGAAGACACUGACGCCAAUGAACCCCGCUACAAAUUGUGCACAUUUCUAUUCGGCAAUGUUGACAGGCGAGGACGGUUAGAAGGAGAAUAUGCUAAAGAUGUCGAACUUUCAUCAAUUAAUAACAUUGAUACAUGUCAUGUAACCGAAGUAGAGUCAAGUAUUCGGACGAUAGUUUCCAACGCUGCUGAGGGCAGUUCACCUGCAUCAAAUGAUUCCGGGGAUGCUACUGCGGAUUCUGGACCUUUAGCUGAAGCUAAAGACUAUUAUGAUGAAUCGGAGGUGAUCCAUCUCGAUUCUAUCGAAAACGCCCUUCCUGUUCCCUUCAAUGAAGAUGAUGAUUACGACGAAAUAACUGAAGUCGUCAAACCUGCAGCCACGGUCGAAGUAUUAGAGGCAUCUAAUUCCCCAUCGAAAAUAAAACAUCUGUUUUCGAGUUCUUCCUCUUCCCCUUUGGGUUCUCCUCGUUCCCAGCCAUCACCUACGUUGUCAGGCACCCAUCCUGUAAUUAGGUGCUGCUCCGAACCAUCUUCUCCUACUCCCAAACAGCCUCCUGCCGCUAAUCAAUCCGGUGAACAGCAGACUUCAGUCGCACAGACAGGAAACGAGGCGUCGGUUAUGAUGCCGCCUCCGUUGCAUCCUGCUCCUAUCGCCAACACAUCACCGCUCAAUAAACCGGUUUCGUGCAAUGACGACGACGCCCUCCUUUCAAAUGAUCAUCAUCUGUCAACUCACCGUGUUCUUAACACACCUCUUGGCAAUCUCCUGCCUCCGGAAUACGCAGAUGUGGACAUAACUUCACUGUUUCCGCACUAUUCCCCCGACUCGAUCCCCAGGUGGGGCCGCAUACUGAACCUGCCCUAUCCCCCUCGCAAGUACGAGAAUCUCAAAUGCGAAUCAUCUAAACAUCCUUUGGAAGGUGAGAGCGGUGAUAAUUUCGUCAGUCUGACAAACGGGAAUGCCAAUAGUUGGAGUGAGGCAGAAGAUCGGCUGCAUCUGAUUUUCCGCAAUUACCUUGAUCUGGGCGAGGUGCCAACCAAACAGGAGCAGUUUGACCAAGCUGCGCAAAUCGACGAGAUGCGGGAGUUGGAACAGCCGCCAGAGCCGGGUCAAAACUACCUUGCCGGGGCCGAGCGCUCGUGGUGGCAGGUUGCCUUUGCCGAGCGUUUGGCUGAGAUUGAAAAUGCCACCAGCGAUCUGACCAAUAAGGCCUGCACAAAGGGCAAAGACUCGGAAGGCAAAAAAGACAAAAAGUCGAAGAAAAAAUCCCCGGAGACAGCAACAACCGCUGGACUUGAUGACAAGACCAACGCGGACGACAACGAUGUGUCCAAUAGCCCACAAUCACGAUAUUGGCAAGUCUUAAUUACGUGGCGAUUUGGACCUGCUAAGUAUUGGUACGACCAGUUGGAGAUCCCCGAGACGGCUGACAUCACAAAGUGGACAGACUGGUGCAAAAAUCCUGCAGUCGUGGCGCCCUUGCAGACUGACACACACUCAAAGCCACCCGAGACCGCUGCGACAUUAGCGGAUGACUCAGAAUCGGCGGAGAAUAAAGUAGGCACCAAGUCAAGCCAACUUGCUUCAACUGAGGACUCUGGCAAGAGCGACACCAAUGACUCGGAAGUUGUGGCAAAUGGAGAGCAUCAAGGGGCCCAGCAGUCAGCUGCUAUGCAAGUGGAUGAAGAAGAUACGACAGAUGACGAGCCUGACGAGGAUGAGGAAGAUAGGCCCGAGGAGGAGGUGUUUUUGCCUUACCAGCUCAUGCAGUGGGAAGACGACAUUAUCUACGACCCUCAGCUGAGCUCCUACAAGGUGACAGUGAGUGCUCGACAAAACGCGGCCUACGCCGGUUGGAUCCCGUCGCAGCACUGUCGCACUAUGGCUGCAUUUCAGGAUAUGUACCAAGGCAAGUACCCGGGCAUCUUGGGCUUCAAGACGUUAGUAGGCUCGGGUGUGUCUGGUCAGUCGACGACGGCUCUCUCUGCUACCACCACAACCGCCACCACCACCACGACUUCCACCUCCUUAGAAGGCAGCAAUCAACCCCCCACUGCCCUGCGCUCCUCCUCCGCCGCAUCCGCGGUCCCCUCCUUCACCGGCCCCUACGCGUUCUUCCCUGUGGAGAACGCCCGCAUUCUCGACGACAGCUGGCGCUUCGAUAUUAUCUACGACCCGCAGGAGCAGGCGGCAGCUGCCACGCCCUUCCUGCUCACCCUGGACAAGAAUGACGAGCGUUGCGUUCUCGACCCAGUUGUCAACGACAAUGAAGUCGUGGCUGUUGCCACGCCAAUGACCCUAAGCAACAAGCAGCACAUGCAGGAGGGGAGCCAGAGUCAAGUCAACAGGGCCAGCUUCCACGUCACCUUCGGCUUCGCCUCCACUCGCGGAACUCUCACCGGGGCUCUGGCCAAGGCGGAAAAGGGCGCUGAAAAAGUGAAACGCAUUCUUGGCAAGCAUGGUUUCCUGGCUGAGGGCGAGUGGAACGACGAGAGCCCUGUGAGUGAGGAGAACGCGGAGGGCGGAGACGAACACCAGGAGGCGACCAACAUGGCGUCGGUGGCGGCAGCCGCCUCGGGCCUGCCGCCCAAGGAUCCCCUCAACCUCUCCAACGACGAGUUCUACGCGAUCCGCCCGGGCGGCCUCUUUGGCACGCUGGCGCGCUGCGGACCUCUGCAGCACAGCACCCCUGCUGUCGAGCUCUGGCCUCCAUUCUUCCCCACCUACAACACUCCGCUGCGUCUGAGGCAGUUCCAUCGGGUCCCUCUUAAACAAUAUACGCGUGGUGUAAUGUCACACUACGGUUCCCCCAUUUCCGUCUCCAACCUCACAAAAAAUAUCCAGAAAAAGGCAAAGGAACGCGAGGAGGAGAAGAUGGCGGCCGGUGGCGGUGACAUUUUCUUCAUGCGCACCCCGCAAGACCUCUCUGGUUUCGACGGAGAAUUGGUACUUUUCGAGUACUCGGAAGAAUUUCCACCACUGAUGAACCAGAUUGGCAUGGCAACACGGUUGGUGAACUACUACAGGCCCCUGUUGCCAAAAGAUCCCUCUCUGUCUCCCGACCCGGCGGGCAACAAUUCACCCCCAGACCUCCCCUACGGCUCACUGGUCAACGUUGGCAGCACUGAUUCGCCCUUCCUGGGUGCUAGCAUGGAGAACAACAUGUUCCGCGCACCCAUCUAUCCACACAAAACGCCAACGACUGAUUUCGUGGUGAUUCGCAACAGGAACGGCCUAUGGAUCCGACGAGUGCCCAACGCCUUCACGGUGGGGCAGGAGGUGCCCUUGAUGGAAGUUCCCGGUCCAAACUCGAAGCGUGCCAACAACUUUGCCCGGGACUUUCUCCAGGUCUACAUCCUGCGUCUCUUCCUUAAGAGCACCGACGAGCCGAAGCGGAUCAAAAUGGAGGAGAUUCGCUCGGCAUUUCCCAACCACUCAGAGAGCAGUGUCCGCAAGCGUCUCAAGAUUUGUGCUGAUUUUAAGCGAACUGGUAAGUUGCUCAAGCGCAUGCCUGUGAUUCUGAAGGCCGAGGUCGGUGUGGAUGCCAGUUGGUGGGUCCUGCGGCCUGACUACCGUCUUCCCUCGGAGGAGGAGAUCCGCUACCUCGUGCAGCCUGAGGACUUUUGUGCCUUCUUCAGCAUGCAGGCAGCGGAACUGCGUCUCAAGGACGCCGGGUAUGGCGAGAAAUCGCUCUUCGUGCUUGACGAAAAUCCCGAGGAGGAAGAAGAGAAGGAGGGUCAGCCAAAAAUGGAGGACGAGGUUCGGGCAGCUCCAUGGAAUACAACGAGGGCCUACCUGGCGGCGCAGCGUGGCGGGUGUUUCCUCGAGCUGCACGGGCCCGCCGACCCCACGGGCUGCGGCGAAGCCUUCUCGUACUCCAAGACCUCGGCUAAACCCGGCGCCCUCUUCCGCCAGGCUGGCGGCGAGGUGGCCCGUGGGCUGCUCAAGGACAAGAAGACGGUCACCGGGACUGACGCCGAUCUGCGAAAACUGCACCUUCGCGAGGCCAGAGCCCUGCUUCGGUCCUUUGGCAUUAGCGAAGCCGACCUCAAAACAUUCAAACGUUGGGAGAUCAUCGAUAUGGUCCGAUUCACAUCCACUGAGCGCGCCAAGCAAGGGGAAGAAGAGAGCACAGCAAAGUUUGCCCGCGGCAACCGUCUUUCCAUGGCGGAGCAGAUUCGGUGCUAUCGAGAGGAGUGCCAACGCAUCUUUGACCUCCAGAAUCGCGUCCUUUCGAAUCCCGAACUCCUCUCUUCGGAUGAGGAGGAAGAGGAGCCCAGUUCUGAAGAGGAGGAAGACGACGAAGCGGCUACCUCAAAGAAUGCCUCCGCUGUCGGUGGCGGCACCACCUCGAACGCCAUCGGUGGUGUGCGGCUCUCCAGCCUUCCUUCAUCCAAUCAUCAGUCUGCCCGCAAUGUUCAGUCUCUUCUAGCCAAUCGAAUUACUUCAGAGGAACUACGAGAGAGACAGGAGGAAGUGGAACGGGAAGAUCUAAAGCGAAGUGUGGAACUUGGGAAAUCGUUGAGUUCUUCAACCAAGAACAGGCGUAAGCAGAACCAACAGCAACCGCACACCAGCGAGGCUCAGUCAACGAGCCAGACCGUGCCGCAGCAGCCUGCAGCCCCAGUCGUCUACGACGCAAACGCGACGUCUGCAGGCACCAUCCUCGAUUGUCCGGCGCCCUUUACCAAUGCCCAAAAGAAGGUGCUCCGAAUUGUCCGGACCUUUGGUGAAGGCACCGACAGGCAGUACACACGCGUCGAACUGGUUCCCUGGUCACCCGUUAUCGAGGUCUAUCUUAAGAUUAAACAGACAAAGGAUGUUGAACAGAUUUACACGUUCGUGGGCUCCGAUGAGCAGUUCAAGGAACAAAAGAGGAAGGAAAAACGACGAAUUCAGGACCAAUUGCGUCGAGUGCGAAAGCAGCAGGAAUUGUUGCGCGCCCGCGGACUGGCAGGCGGUGGGGUUCCCCUGAGGGACGCCAGUGGGCGUCUCCUGCCCGCCAACCGUCUCCCCUUCUCCUCCUCCUCGGCGUCAUCGUCCUCGCGCCGGCGACACAAACCAACCAGCAACAUCCUCAAGAUGCGUUGCGGCGCAUGCGGCCAGACCGCCCCACCGGUGCCCGGGGGUCGCGGCGCCGCCCGCCGCCUCCUCCCGCCCGGAGUCGAACCCGAGGCCGUGGCGGCCGCCCAGGAGCUCACCUCAAAGCCCGUCGCCGAGCUGCUCGCCGCCAGUGGUGGUGGCGGCGGCGGGGCAGGCGUUGACUCGGGCGACACCGCGGUGGCGGACACUCUCGGCGACGGGCCACGCAGCAUCGGCGCCUCGAGGCUCUCAGACGACUCCGACGACGUCUUCGAUCGGCCCCACUACGCUAGGGGUGACGACUACUACGAGGGCCUCGAUGAGGAUUCCUCAAUGGAAAGGCCGCGUUUUUUUGAGAACACCAGAUUCAAGUCAAACACCAGUGCUUCUCGCUACCUGGAUUCGCACGUCCCACCAAAACGCCACGACUUGAAGAUGACGAUAAGCAAGCAGCUGCUUGACCGGCUUGACGCGGCUACCGAGGUGGUUCGCUACGUCGAGGCUGUCAAUCAGCGUGGCCGCGGUGCUGGGUCGACUGGCGGUGCGCGAUUCGGUGCUGCCGGCGGCAGUCGGAAGCGCAGCGCCCUUGCUAGCGCCGCCGACGACGACUACCCCACGUCAACCAUCAAACACCGUGGCAACCGCCGCCGUAUUGACCCUAGAGUCGCCAUAAACCACAUUUUCGAGGGCAUUUACAAGGGCCUCUCACAGAUCCCCGGUUACAAAAUUUUCCUGCAUCCAGUAAAGGAGAAGGACUUUCCCAAUUACUACACCCAAAUCAAGACCCCCAUGGACCUGUCUCAGAUUCGAAUGAAAAUAAACGAAAAUGCUUAUUCCACUCGCGAGGAAUUCCUCUCUGACAUUCGUCUUAUUCACGACAACUCGGAGAAGUUUAACGGUCGUUUUUCCUCGUAUACCGAGACCGCCAAAAAGAUGUGCUCCUAUGUGGCGGAGGAGUUUUGUCAGAAGGAAAUGAAGUUGAUGCGAUUGGAGCCCCUGGUGAAUCCCCUGUUAGACGAAAACGACCUCGUUCGGCUUGGAUUCCUCCUGCAGAAAGCAGUGGAUGCAAUGCGCGGUGUCGAAAAUAGCAGAGCCUUUCAUUUUCCCGUCGAAAAACGCCGCUACCCAGAUUAUUACAAAGCCAUUUCGCAUCCAAUGGACCUGUCGACUUUGGAGAAAUUGAUAAAAGAGAACCGCUAUCAUAGCAGAGAGGAGUUCUUCGCCGACGCCGACCUAAUCCUCUCCAAUUGUCGUCGCUAUAAUGGCGACGAGAGUGUUCUCACCAAGAUUGCACACAAAAUGCUCGACGUGGCUCACUCAACUCUGAACGAGGUGGAAGAUACCAUAGAAACUAUCGAAGAAAACAUCAGACAACGUCUGGAUGAUAUAUCGAUCCCAGAUUCUCAAUCACAACACGGCGGUAUCGGGUCAGUCGACUUGACUGGUCCGUCAUCCUCGAAGCCAACCAAGCAGCCCCCCAAGCAGCUGACAGGUGACCUUGAGGCUUCCUCCAACAACCAGGGCUCACUACGUCGGCCACGCGAGGAUGAUACCGAGUCCGUGAGUAGUGCCAAAAGGCCGAAGAUCGCCGCUGCUGAUGAAGAAGUCUUUCCCAGGACGACCUUCCACUCACCCAGAUCGGGCUCACGGCACGAAGAAGAGGAAGAAGAAGAAGAGGAGGAGGAGGCAGAGGACGAGGAUGGAGAAUUUCACUAUGACACCGAGCCCGAGUCCCGUUUUUACAACUUGCUGGGAGCUGAUUUUGAAAAUGCAAUGGACCACAGCAGGCACCCGCCCAUCUCGGCCGAACAGGCUUCUUCGGUUGACGAAGACACUCGAUACUCGGUUGACGAAAAGAGCGUCGUGAACAACGCGCAGGACACGCUGGUGGCUCACGCCCUGCAGCUGACGAGUUCCGAGUCCAACGACAGCCCUUCGGAACGGGAGGGCGGUGAACUGAUGAGUGAUUCGAUGGUUGGUGGCGCCGAAAUGUCGCAACCGGCAUCGCAUUACUCGCCUGACCUCGGAUCGGACCAGGCCAAUGACGGCUUCGAUUCACAACCCGAGGGUACGAUCGUCGAGGACGAGGGGGAUGAAGAUGCCUGUGCUUCAGAGCGCCACCGUGUCGAAUUUUUUAUUGGAAGCGAUGACGAAGAUGAGGACUCACAGCAAUAA